CUUUCUGUUGAAUGUGGUGGAGUCACUUACUCGAGACCAGGCUGCCUGCCGUAUUUAUUCUGGCAGUCCAGUGCUGUGCACUCUACACCGAGUAGUGGAGGAGGAAGAAGAGCGGACCACUGCGACGCAAGCCAAAGUGUUUCACCUGUUUCACGUGAAAGCUACCACUCAGCGAUCAACAUGGCAAACAAAGGUCCGACAUACGGUAUGAGCCGUGAACUUCAGAGCAAAAUGGAUAAGAAAUAUGACCCGGAACUGGAGCAGAGGCUUGUGGAGUGGAUCAUCGCGCAGUGUGGCCCCGGAGUCGGUCAGCCUUCAACACCGGACAAGACGGGCUUCCAGCAGUGGCUCAAGGACGGAUGUGUGCUGUGUGAGCUCAUCAACAGUCUACAUGGAGCCAACAAGCCCAUCAAGACGAUCAAGUCUUCCGGCAUGGCGUUCAAGCAGAUGGAGCAGAUUGCCGUCUUUCUCACAGCCGCUGAACGCUACGGAGUCACCAAAACCGACAUGUUCCAGACAGUGGACCUCUUCGAAUCCAAAGACCUGUCUGCCGUCCAAAGGACUCUGAUGGCUCUUGGUAACUUGGCUGUCACAAAGGAUGAUGGGCAUUACAAAGGAGACCCGAACUGGUUCCACAAAAAAGCACAGGAGAAUCGGAGGGAAUUCACCGAUGAGCAACUGAACGAAGGGAAAAGCAUCAUCGGUCUGCAGAUGGGCACAAAUAAAGGUGCAUCUCAGGCUGGCAUGACAGGCUACGGACAGGGCAGGCAGAUCAUCAACAACAACCCCUGAACCCGCCCAGCCCCCGCCGAAACCCUCCUCCCUCCGGCGGUGGCAAACGCCGAGCAGCCAGGAGGGAGAAAGUCGGACUCUGACCUUGGCGAUGAGGAAAAAUGUGACCUACGUGUUUUCAGGACUAAACUGGAUCAAAAUAGGGACCAAAGAGAAGAUGUGCACUAACCCAACACACACACACACACACAUUUUAUGUUGAGCACAUACAGAAAUUGAAAUUUAAAAAAGAGUUAUCUUUACAAAUAAAACAUUUGAAAAUGCAUUUUGCUGAUGGAUCAUUAAAAAUAUUUUGUUUGUUUGAACCAACAUUGAACCUAAAAUACUGUAAAGAAUAAUCCAGGAAAUGCAGUUGCUGGGAAGAUUAAAAUAUAUCUAAAAUGAUAUUGCAGAGAUUCGACGCUUGCAUGAAGAGAAUUAAUCCAUCACUUAAUAAUCACUUAUAACUUAAGUCUUUGGCGAGUUGUUUUUUUUUUUUCAUAUAAAUUCUUGACAUCACUGUGGCGUGAGUCUGCAGUCAAGAGUUUGUUUCAAAUGUCGACCUCUUGGUACAUUCAUAGACACAUCGAGCUUUGACAGAUACAGUCAUCACAUUAUUUAUUUCACACUGUCUUUGUUGGCUAUUUGUUCAAAUGCAUAUGUUACCUCUCCAACAGUGAUAACCUGAUCUUGUGAGUCUUACUGAAUGGUUACUUAUCUCAUGCAAGUGUUCGGUCUCAGUUGUUGUGUUGGGUACUGGAUUUAAAACUAAUGCUAAACUACAUCCAUCAAUUUUAAGUAAAUUCAUCGAAAGGUUGAAAAAUCAUGAAAUACAGGUUUGUGUGUUUUACCUGCGCCAUAAAAUAAUCCGCAGUUAGAGGAGUACUUUCUAACCAAAACGUCGGACCACCUUUAUUGCAACUAUUAGAUCACAUAUAAUCAUAACGAAUUUCAAAUAAAGUUUGACUUUACUUAAA
Salarias fasciatus (jewelled blenny) is the source of this 1748-nucleotide messenger RNA. RefSeq names its product transgelin-like. Gene Ontology annotation, cellular component: actin cytoskeleton. The transcript is spliced from 5 exons. Bases 181 to 792 code for a protein of 203 amino acids. Gene Ontology annotation, molecular function: actin filament binding. NCBI's taxonomy places the organism in Eukaryota, Metazoa, Chordata, Actinopteri, Blenniiformes, Blenniidae. The record is from RefSeq and is a predicted model, not a curated record. Gene Ontology annotation, biological process: actin filament organization.